AUGUUAGGACUUUUGUUUUUCGGCAAACAGUGGUUUCCUAAGAAGGUUGGAAUUGCGGUUUCAUUUGUCUCUUGUGGUUUUGGUGUUGGUCCUCUUAUAUUCAACAACAUUAUAACAUCCUACCUCAAUCCUGAAAAUGUUUCUCCGAAUGAAAAUGGAUUUUUUACUGAUGAAGGAUUGUUAGACAGAGUCCCUACUGUCAUGUACAUUCUGACGGGAGUCUAUGCGGGCAUACAAGUUAUUGGUUGUAUACUUAUUAAACCUCAUCCAGAUUUUAAGAAAAAGAAAGGUUCACCUGUUAACAAGCUUAAAGACUCGUCGUUUAAGACAUCAGUUACAACUAUUUCUACUGAAGUCAGUGUCGGGGUAACAGACUAUUCCAAUGAAAACAAUCAACAAAAUUGUGGUAAUGGAGAUUACUCAAGUUCAGUGAAAACAUCAAACAACAAUGAUGAUACGAAAAUAUCCUACAAAGACUCAAAUGUUUUAAAAGUGCACAAUAGUAGCAAUUCUUUCAGUCCACCCUCUCAGCCUACACUUAAUAACAAACAUGCUGAAAAUGUUGUAGAACUUUCGGAAAAUUUUAAAAACAAAGAGACAGACCAAGAGAGCUUAACUUUUACAGUAAAUUUAUCAGAGAGUGAGAAGUACAACACGAAAAAUCCUGAGCUUUCAGAAAACUCAGGUGUUAAUGUUUCUUUUGAAAAAGAUAAUUCAACAACCAUUCUCUUUCACGACUCUGAAACUGGCACCAAAUUUUCGAGAACUUCACAAAAAGAAGAAGAACCAGCUCGACAGAACGAUAGUACGAAUAAUAUUUAUAACAACAUUCUGUCAAACAACUCAGAAAGAAGAGAAGAAGAACAGAAGUAUAACGAUAAACCAGGUGAAAAACACGAUAGUGACAGUGCUAGUGUAUCAGAAGGAACGAAAACAGCAAAGACAGAUGAAGAGAUUCUUCCAUCUUCCAGAAACAACAAUUAUCUUACAGUCCAUGAAGCUUUAAAGACGCGAGAGUUUUACAUUCUGGCAACUUGUAUGUUACUCCAGAUUCAAAUCAAUACUUAUUUUGUUACUCUGUUCAAGGCAUUCGGACAACUUUUCAUCAAUGACGAUUCAUUUUUAGGCGUCAUAUCUGGAUUUACGGGGCUGAUGAAUGCCAUUGGAAAGUUUUUGUGGGGGUUUUUGUUUGACAAACUUGGAUUCAAGAUCGUAAUAUGCAUCCUCAUCUUUUCAUCGACUAUUAUUCUGGGAAGCUUUCCUGCUACUCAGUACGGAGGAAAACCGAUGUGGGCCACAUGGGUUCUCUUACAAUAUUUCCUUUCAUCCGGACUCUGGCCUACGUUCCCUGCUGUGACGUCACAGGCCUUUGGGACCAAACACAGUGGCGCCAUUUAUGGACUUAUUUGUGGAAUACCGCAAAGUUUGAACAUCCUGGGAACCGUAAUUAUUACAAAACUUCAAGAUGAGUUUGGAUGGUUUGGUACAUGUGGGUACAUUAGUGGGCUUGGAUUCCUAAGCUUUAUACUGAUGUUAUUUUUCCCCCGGGAUCCCGAAGUCAAAAGGAAGUUAUUUCUGGAAGAAAAAAGGAAAAG
This is a messenger RNA of Limulus polyphemus (Atlantic horseshoe crab), 1595 nucleotides long. RefSeq lists its product as uncharacterized. Gene Ontology annotation, biological process: transmembrane transport. The record is from RefSeq and is a predicted model, not a curated record. NCBI's taxonomy places the organism in Eukaryota, Metazoa, Arthropoda, Merostomata, Xiphosura, Limulidae. Gene Ontology annotation, molecular function: transmembrane transporter activity. The transcript has 7 exons. The annotation marks the transcript as partial.